CGACGAACUGCAGUCCAACUCUKCCACCGUGCGCCGAGUAUCGRCUCUCACCUCCAACACCCAGAGAGCACAGCACUCCACCUCAACUACCUAGUCACAACCAACGCUYCUCGGACCAUAAUUCAAACCUCACUUGACAGGUACCAACCUCGGCCCAGAAAAUUCGUCAAAAUGGCACUUUCAUAUUCCCAGGCUGCCCAAAAGGGAAUGACGGCGAAGGAAAAAAGUGACUUUGCCAAGGGACAGGCAGGAGUACCGGCGAGUCAGGUGGGACAGACAUCCUCAGAUUCAGGCACAACUUCAAGGAUGGAAGGGGCCAAGCCAARAACACUGGGACAAAGAGCCAUGGACUUUCUGAUGGAGAAAACACAGAUCAAGGCGGAGGUUAACGUGGUAAAGGAGUUGAUUAAAGGGGAAGGAGGGAAGGAAGAGGAAGUGGAAAUCUGGGAAUACCCAGAGGAGGACAUUCAGUCACUGAAUGAACUGUAUGAAAAGCAUGCAGUCCUGUUCAACUUUUCGGGGCGCRGCAGGGAACUAUCAUUGAAUGAAAAGAGGCGAUGGGUGAUGGACAGGUUAAUCGCCCUGGAAAAUGUCCCAGGAAAGGAACCGGAGGUCUCUUACCACAGGCGGGGAAGAAACACAGUUAUGAUAGUCUGUGUGGAUCCAACAUACGCACAAUAUCUGAUAUCCAUUGGAGCACUGAAAUGCAAGAGGGCGGUGGUCACGAUUCAGUCUUGGAAACCACCAAGGCCACCGCAGGCUGAGGCGUCAAGGCACAGACAGACCAUGUUGAGAAACCACUUCUGGGUUCAGUUCGACAACCUGUCAGARGGAAUGCACAGUUUCGUGCAGAAGAGGCUCGAAACYGAGUAUCCCAACAACCCAAUCAUCGAGUGGCUCCCAGCGAACCCAGAUUUUCUGGCACCAAACCACGACGCAAGAGUGGCAUGCUUAGAGGUAUCAACAGGUUCGCCACCGAAAUUUCCUGAUCUGUGGAUGUUCAGGAAGAACGGCCAGAGAAUCACAGUGUUUAUUUCAUCCAAGACCAACCCAUUUUGCUUCAAGUGUAGGGGAAGGGGACAUUUGGGAACCUCAUGCCCACAAGGGGGGCRAGGAGCWUCAGGGAGCAAGAGAUUGACCUUGAAACAGUCAAUGAUGCAGGAGUGCKAAAACAAACCGGGUGUCUGGUACAUAAAUUCAGCACAAUACAGAGGCUGGAUCUUCGAUGACAACUUGGAGAAUCCGAAGUGGGUCUGGGWACUGAAAGGGGAACCAUCAGUCAAACCAGACAUCUACCCUCCAUACGACAGCAGAUGGAGACAGACUGGCGCCAAGCGCAUAGAGGACAAGGACACAGGCUUCCUAAUCAAGCCCAUGUUGGAAGAGGCGGUAAUSCAGGACGUGGAACAAAGACUGAAGCUUAUGGGAGAACUGCACGAAGUUGGAAAAAACGCAGAAUUGGCCUUCUUGGAAAACGCAGCAGCCAGGGARCAGCAAUGGAGACAGGUGAGGGAGAGGAAUGAGAAAUCGAAGGAGACAGAAGGACAAGGAGACAAUAUGGAGACAGAGGAGGGAGAAGGAAGAGAAGAAGGAGGAAAGCAACUCACCAAAAGGAAGGGAAGAACCAGAGGAGAGGAGGGAGCCAGCUCGCAGGAAGGGAGUGUACAGAGAAAAAGRAGACAGAAGAGCAAGCAAAAGGAGGAGAGCAUGACAGAGCACRAGGGAGAAGGAUCCACAGACAGCAGCAAGACAUCAGCAGAGAACAAGCAGGAACAAGGAACAGAACCAAUCUCACAAGGAGCAGAYUCCAAAGAAAUGAAGGAAACAAGCGAAGAAGCCAAAGCAGAGGGAGAAGAGAGGGAGGGGACCUCACAACCCAAGUCAGCAAYAGAUGCUUCUUCUACACACGAGGAGGAGGAGGACAAACCACAAGACCCGAUGGGAYAGGAAGAGGAAGACAGCAUAAGGGAAAGAGCGAAGAAGAGAGGCAUGCAAAAUGUGGACAACAUGACAGUGGAGGAAAUACUACAAGCUGAGGAGGAACAGAAAGAUUUCUCAGACCACACAGGAGGGGAAACAUCUUCAGGAGAGGAGGACGAAGAGGARGAGUCAAGGGAAGAAGAGGGGGAGACUGAAGAAGAAAUGUGGACAAGGGAACAAUGGCAAAGGGAAGUGGAACAGCUGGAGUGGGGAAGGACAGUGGAAUGUGAAAUCCGACUGGCCCAUCACAAGCACCUGAGGAAUCUCAGACAAGUGACUCAAGCAGGUCCAGACAUUACCACAGAGAACAAAUUUGAGCUGCUGAAGAGAGAGGGAGAAAUCAAUGAAUUUUAUGCAGCCCAAUAUGCCUGCAAGGCCCGCACAACGAAGAAUGAGAUUCACAUACAGCAAGAAGAGUAUGACAAGCUCUUCCAAUGGCCGAAGGCGUACCACAGCAAGGAGGGCAAGAACAGCAACAGGAAAAGGAAGAUGAGGAAAGAGGAGGAACAUAUCAGCUCAACAGACAAAGACAAGGAAGUAGGAGAGGAUACAGCAAUGGAGGAAGCUCAGRCAGAAGAGGAAAAGGAGGAGGAGGAGAUUCAGGACCUGAGAAGGCAAGCAGCGAUUUUGGGAGCUCAAGUUAACAGACUCAGAGAUGAGAACAGGGAACUGCAGGAAGACACAGUGAGCAUUCAGAAGAUUGCAAAAGGUCAGUGGAAGGAGAUAGAAGCRGCAGCCAAAUUGGAAGCCAGGAAUGGGCAAGGAAGGAGGGUGUUACUGCCAUGUCGUUGGAACGCAGGACACUCAGAUUGGGAAGUUGCAAUCGAUCAGUCCCUGCAACUUUUAACAGCACAGGUGGAAGAAUGCACAGCCACAGGACUGCAAGGGCUGAUAGGUAGCAACCUGCCAGCUCAUACAUUCCUCCUGAAAGAAGGGUAUGGGGARCGGAUGGAACUGGGAGAGGAGGGAGRGGCAGAGUCUACACCUGAUUUCAGCCCUUUGAUCUGGCAGAUGGAGGAAGAGGCAGAGCUUAGGGAGGGUCUGGUAUGGAUGCCGUGGCAGGUAGUAGAGACCAUUCCCUAUGGACUCUUGGGAGGAGAAAGAGGAGCAGAAUGGGUAGCUAGAUGCGCAGCAGUGGCAGUCAAGGUGGAGGCCCUGUCCUGGCUGCCACAAUUCUUCGAGAAGAACGUUAGCGAGGUGGCAAUGUUGAUAGACCUUACUGCACCAAACACCUAAACAAGAAACAAGGGAGAGUAAGGAACCAUGUUAACACAGAAACYGGAUGGAGGAGACAGCAGARGAGAGACCAAGAAAGAAAGCAAGGAGACCAAAAGGGGGAACAGCGGCACCGGAGAUUAAGAUUACAUCAUGGAAUGUGAAUGGGAUGGUAGGKAUUCUGGAUAACAGGGACAAGUGGCAAAACGUCCUCAACUAUUCAGAGUGGUAUGCGUCGUCUCCACCRKAWUUUUUGUGUUUACAGGAAACACAUUUACAGGACACUGAAGAGCAUCGGAAGACGAGGAAUAAARUAGAAAGAAUUMUGCACAGAGUAAAGRCYUCAUGGUGGGCACCGGCAACAAGUAAUCACUCUGCAGGGGUAGUAAUCAUACAAAACAAACGGUCACCAACGUC
Molecule: messenger RNA, 3612 nt
Organism: Chara braunii
Lineage: Eukaryota; Viridiplantae; Streptophyta; Charophyceae; Charales; Characeae
Source: the annotation of a GenBank genome assembly